AUGGCGUCUCUCAAACAGACUGCCCGCUCCUUCACCCUCAACUCGGGCGACCAGAUGCCCGCCGUCGGCCUCGGCACCUGGCGCUCCAAGCCGUCCGAGGUCCGGGCCGCCGUCGAGGCCGCCCUCCGCGUCGGCUACCGACACAUCGACACGGCCGCCGCCUACGGCAACGAGGCCGAGGUCGGCGCCGGCAUCCGCGCCUCGGGCGUCCCGCGCGACCGCAUCUGGCUCACCACCAAGCUCAACAACCCGGACCACCGCGACGUCGCCGCCGCCCUCGACCGCAGCCUCGACCGCCUCGGCACCGCCUAUGUCGACCUGUACCUGAUGCACUGGCCCAGCUCCACCGACCCGGCCGACCCCAAGCGCCACCUGGCCGACUGGGACUUCCGCGACACGUGGCGCGAGAUGCAGAAGCUCGUCGGCUCCGGCAAGGUGCGCAACAUUGGCGUGUCCAACUUUGAGUGCACCAACCUCGACAAACUGCUGCGCGACCCGGCCUGCAAGCUCGUGCCCGCCGUCAACCAGGUCGAGCUGCACCCGGGCUACCCGUCGCCCGAGCUCGUCGCCUUGAACGCGUCCAAGAGCAUCCACAGCACCGGCUACUCGUGCCUCGGCUCCCAGGACUCGCCGCUGUACCGCAGCGCCACGCUGCUCGGCAUCGCAAAGGCCAAGGCCAAGACGCCCCAGCAGGUCCUGCUUAUGUGGGGGCUGCAGAAGGGCUGGAGCGUUAUCCCCAAGAGCGUCACCCCGGCCCGCAUCGAGACCAAUUUCCAGCUCGACGGCUGGAGCCUGAGCGACGACGAGGUCAAGGCCAUUGACGGAAUCCGCGACGCCGAGGGGGCCUUCAAGGUCUGCGACGACGCGUGGCUGCCCGUCCGCGUCUUUGACGACAAGUUGAAGCAGUGA
Hirsutella rhossiliensis is the source of this 909-nucleotide messenger RNA. RefSeq names its product aldo/keto reductase family domain-containing protein. Bases 1 to 909 code for a protein of 302 amino acids. The record is from RefSeq and is a predicted model, not a curated record. The transcript is spliced from 2 exons. NCBI's taxonomy places the organism in Eukaryota, Fungi, Ascomycota, Sordariomycetes, Hypocreales, Ophiocordycipitaceae. Gene Ontology annotation, cellular component: cytosol. Gene Ontology annotation, molecular function: aldose reductase (NADPH) activity.